UUUUAAGUAUUUCGGCUAAAUGUGUUCCUUUUUUAACUGGCAGAUGAUGUCGCCGCCGACUUGUCCUUUGAAAUUAUGGUCGAACCCGACAACCUGGACGAUGCUGAAAUCAACUUGCCUCGUCAUCUUCGAUGCGCAUGUCACACGCUGAGUCUUGUGGCAACUUCAGAUGCGAAGGCAGCCUUGUCGACACCGUCCUUUGAACGUGCUAACACAUCGGUCAUGUCAAAGUGUUCGGCUCUAUGGAACUGCGUUCGAAGACCCAAGUCGUCUGAAGUUAUUGUGGACAUCCUAGGGCAUUCUCUGAAGACGCCAUGCGUAACACGCUGGAAUUCAUUGUAUGACAGCAUGAAAGACCUCCUUCGCUCGAAGGAUAAACUGCGAGAUGUCUGCGAUGGACUAAAUCUGCAGACAUUCCAAGAAAGAGACUUAGCAUUUAUUGCCGAGUACUGUGAGAUCCUGCAGCCCAUCGCCUCCGCUCUGACGCGACUCCAAGCGCAGUCCGAUUGCUUCUUCGGGGAGCUGCUGCCAACGCUUUUUACCGUAAAAUCAAAGCUUCAGGAGAAGGCUGGUAUGGACUUCGUCUACUGCAGACCACUUUUGGAUGCGGUUACAUCUGGGUUCAUUCGCAGAUUUGACGAGCUUCUGCGAAUGAAACCAAGUGCAAAUGAAGCGACUGUUGCUGCCGUUCUUCACCCUUACUUUAAGUUGCGGUGGUUGUCACGAGAACCUCAAGAUGUCCGCGAGCAUGGCCAGCAACUCACAGAAAAAGCUGUAAUUGACUUUGUAAAUGCAACCAAGCAUACCACGCGUCCUUUGGCGUGCGCGCCAUCAACCUCUGCAGCCUCUGACGUAUCGGCUGAUGCAUUCUUUUCUUUUGAAGCCCACUGCGGCACGAGCCCCAGUUGUCAGGAAGAUCAAGUCAAACUUGAGUUCCUGAGCUACCUGCAAGAUCCUCGAGUUGAAUUCGAUAUGCUCCGCUCAUACCCUUCUCUGAGAAGCGCCUUCAUUAGAUACAACAGCCCAACGUGCUCCUCGGCUCCUGUAGAACGGCUGUUCUCCUUCGCUUCGCUAAUCUUACGCCCGCAUCGUGGCAGACUUUCAGACCGGCGUUUUGAGCAAAUGCUUCUGCUUAAGGCUGCGGUCCCACGGGUGCCAUCGUGA
Messenger RNA from Ixodes scapularis (black-legged tick), 1164 nucleotides. RefSeq lists its product as uncharacterized. The record is from RefSeq and is a predicted model, not a curated record. NCBI's taxonomy places the organism in Eukaryota, Metazoa, Arthropoda, Arachnida, Ixodida, Ixodidae. The transcript has a single exon. The coding region runs from base 76 to 1164 and encodes 362 amino acids.